Monopterus albus (swamp eel) is the source of this 966-nucleotide messenger RNA. Its product is annotated as trace amine-associated receptor 1-like. Gene Ontology annotation, molecular function: trace-amine receptor activity. The transcript has a single exon. The coding region runs from base 1 to 966 and encodes 321 amino acids. Gene Ontology annotation, cellular component: membrane. NCBI's taxonomy places the organism in Eukaryota, Metazoa, Chordata, Actinopteri, Synbranchiformes, Synbranchidae. Gene Ontology annotation, biological process: G protein-coupled receptor signaling pathway; cell surface receptor signaling pathway. The record is from RefSeq and is a predicted model, not a curated record.
AUGACUUAUGUACAUCCCUGCUAUGUAAUAGAUGAUUACAGUUAUGUAUUGGCACGCACCUCUUCUGUUAUAUGUGUAUUAUUAUAUAUAUAUCUUUUGUUACUGUCUGUUGUUACAAUAUGUGGAAAUCUUCUGGUAAUAAUCUCCAUCAUUUACUUCAAGCAGUUCCACACUCCUACAAACUACCUUAUCCUCUCUCUAGCUGUGGCUGACCUGCUUGUUGGGCUUAUAGUCUUUCCUUUCAGCAUGGCAUUCUCUCUCAGCUCAUGUAUUUAUCAUGAAAAUGUAUUUUGCCAGAUACGAGGCAGCUUUGAUAUAUCACUGAGCACAUGCUCUAUUCUGAAUCUAUGCUGUAUUUCUAUUGACAGAUAUUACGCAGUGUGUCAGCCUCUGACAUACAAAAUUAAAAUAAAUCAUCACAUUGUUGUCAUCAUGAUUGUGCUGAGCUGGGGUGUUUCUGCUCUAAUAGGAAUAAGUGUCAUAAUUGCUGGAUUAAACAGUGAAGAAUGUGAGGAAUGGUGUUUAAUUGAUGUUCUUAUGUCAAACACUAUUGGACCUAUUUUAUCAUUUUAUCUCCCAGUCAUCAUAAUGCUCUGUAUCUACCUGAAGAUUUUCCUUGUUGCACAGAGACAGGUACGCAGCAUCCAGAACACAACCAGUCAGAGUCCAGAGUCCAGAGGAGCUGUCAGUAAGAUGGAGAGGAAGGCUACAAAAACUCUGGCUACUGUUUUGGGGGUUUUUCUUUUAUGCUGGGCUCCUUUCUUUCUUUGCACCACCUUUUUGCCUCUUACUAAUAAUUCUGUACCACUUCCUGUGAUUGAAACACUGAACUGGCUUGCACUGUCAAAUUCAAUGUUGAAUCCAUUUAUUUAUGCUUUCUUUUACAGCUGGUUCAGAUCAGCCUUCAGAACGAUUAUUUCUGGAAAAAUAUUCCAUGGUGAUUUUGCUAACUCAAAAUUGCCCUGA